AUGCCUUGGGAACAGGAAUCAGAACUUACAAAGAGGGAUAAAGCUGCCAGAGUCAUUCAGAGGGCCUGGAAACGUUUUCUUAAUGUCACUGUCUUCCAACACUUUAAAAGACUGAUUGAUCUAAGAAGACGAGGAGAGCCACGUCAGAUAGUGAGAUACAUCAAUCCUAAAGAGGCAGAGCUGCUAGAUGCUGCUGCGGGCAUUCAUGUACGAUUCAGAUUAGGUGGUGUUAAAUUUCCACCUGAUAUAUACUAUAAAAUUUUCACUCAUAGACCUAUUGAAGAUCUGUGUGCUAAUAGCCCUAGAGAUUAUACAAAACUUCCAGCAAAAUAUACAUCUCAUAUUAAAAGUAAAAGUGAUAAUCUUCAGGAAGAGGAUCAUCGUGGCUGGUAUCGUCGUAUAGAGAACAAUGGCUGGAGGCUUGUCUCUGAUACAUUUUGGGUGUCUCCUGAAAACAUAGAGGUGGGAGACAAAAAAGAAAGCGAAUUCCAUUUCUCUAAACUGAAGAGAAGGCAAGAUAUGGAAAAGAAAAGAAAAAUUAGAAAAAUAGAAUGGAUGAGGAAAAUGUACUAUACAGGAAGCCUAGAGGCCAGGUCAACAAAUGCUAAAACUCUAGGUUUAAUCCACACAGCAACGAAGGGGCUAAUGAGAGCUGUUGAAAUCGGUGGAAUAGAUUCGGUGAUGGAAUGGGAGGUGGAUGAAGUGCUCAACUGGACAAACACGCUGAACUUUGAUGAGUAUAUUGCCAACUGGAAGGAAAUUGCUACAAGCAACUCUUCAGCUAACUUCAAAAGUUUCCCAUUUGAGCAAGCACGGAAACGAGGAUACGACUGUGCAGAUAUAUCAGAGGAGAAAUUGGGAAUCCCAGAAGAUACUUUAGAUGGAAGUUUUUAUGAAAAACCAAAUUUUCCUAGACUAUCACCUGAUCUCACUUACAGAGUAUAA
Molecule: messenger RNA, 945 nt
Organism: Puma concolor (puma)
Lineage: Eukaryota; Metazoa; Chordata; Mammalia; Carnivora; Felidae
Source: RefSeq, a predicted model, not a curated record